Molecule: messenger RNA, 510 nt
Organism: Nannospalax galili (Upper Galilee mountains blind mole rat)
Lineage: Eukaryota; Metazoa; Chordata; Mammalia; Rodentia; Spalacidae
Product: testis-specific protein TSX-like
Exons: 7
Source: RefSeq, a predicted model, not a curated record
AUGUCUGAAGAGCAGUAAGCAAAGUUGUCUGAUGCAGAAUGUACUUCAAGGGGGCUCCCGGAGUUCGAAGAUGAAGAACGCUGGUUUUUCAAAGAUAACACUGGUAAGCAGGAGGACGACUCAUUGGGCCUUGGUUAUGGAAUAACCAUGGUGGAUAACAAUUCUGCUUUGCACUUGGUUUUCAGCCAAGAUUCUCCCAAGGCCAGGUGCAUCAGAGUUGCUAACACUACCAUGCAGUCAUUUUUCUACCUGAAUGAUGUUCUUCAAGAGGACAAAGUAAGCAGCACCGAUGAUCAUGACACUUGUCAUACUAUAUGCACUAAAGAAGAUGAUGAGACCAGCCACAGUGAUAGUGACACUAAAGAUAAUGUGAAGGUCAUCAUUGGCACAAUAAAAACAAACCCCUCCAUCUAUAUGGAGAUGCUCACUAAUCUGAAGUCAGAAGCAGAUCAAGACUUGGAAGUAGCUACAUCAGAAAUAGAGGAUGAAAUGAGAGGAAGAAGUGACUAA